This is a messenger RNA of Apis cerana (Asiatic honeybee), 3393 nucleotides long. It is a transcript of the gene Tbc1d22, whose product is annotated as TBC1 domain family member 22. The record is from RefSeq and is a predicted model, not a curated record. Gene Ontology annotation, biological process: activation of GTPase activity. NCBI's taxonomy places the organism in Eukaryota, Metazoa, Arthropoda, Insecta, Hymenoptera, Apidae. Gene Ontology annotation, molecular function: GTPase activator activity.
UAUAGACGUGUCGUACGUCAAAAACAGUGAAUGUACAUAGGACAAAAUUUUUUAUUACAAUUUACUUCUUAUAUAUUUGGUAAAUUCUUUAAUAGUCAUCUUAUGACGUAUGUUUUAUGAUAAUACGUUUAUUGUACUAUUUAUUGUUGAAAUCUCAACUAUAUUAAAACUUGAAAAUCUAAAAUAACUCUUUUUAUGCGCACAGUGUUCCAUACUUUAAACAUUAUUUGAUGAUAAAUGCUUUUUUAACUUAUUCGUUAUUAAUAGAACUACAUCAUUAAAAAUUCUUAGAUUAGUUUUUUCUAAAGGAAUGAGGACCUUGUAUUGUUUUUUCAAUUAUCUAAGAAAGGUGGCAAAUGCUAGUUAACAUAAUUUGUUAUAACUAUGGAAAAUCAAAGUCACCAAGGUGAAAUUUAUCAAAGCCAUCAAUCUUUUUGGAAGAAAAAUACCCGUGCUGUUCCAGGCAGACCAAGUCCCAAACAAGAUGGCAAACUUGGUAAAAUAAGUACUGCUACAUUAAUGUCUGGUAGUUCAGCUAAUAUAAUAUCUACUGGUGGAACAAUAUCGGGAAGUAGUGGAGGAUCCACAUCGUUUCAAGAUUUUCAAGAAAGCGUAGAUGAUGCUUGGGAUUCUGGAGAUGAUGAAUUUUGCACUGUCUCAGAUGUAAAAAUAUCAAAACGAGUUAGCCAUUCUGCUGCUAUUAGCGUUAUUAAUAGUCAUAGAUCAAGAAAAAUGUGUAUAGAUUCGGGGACAAAUGUAAAACCUUCGCAACGCGUUCAAGAAAUUAUUCCUGAGGAAAAACGAGCAGAAGCUCUUCAAAGAUUAGCCGUACAACCGUUACAUUUGCGAAAUGUUAAUUUAUCUACGCAUUCUCAAAUGAAUAAUAGUCAACAUUCCUCAGAAGAUACAGAUAUUAAAUACGGUGCUUCCCCGCAACAUAAACCGACGCAAUUUCCAGGCAGGCCGCAACCGUUGAGACAAACAAUCGCACCUACCAAAUUUUUUAUACCUUCUAAAGAACAAGAUGGGGAAAGUAAAAUAGAUAAAUUUCAGUCUCUUCUGGAAGCUUCUGUAUUAAACUUAGACGAAUUGAGACAAUUAUCGUGGUCUGGAAUACCUGCAAGGUUGCGAUCUGUUACAUGGAGGUUAUUGUCUGAAUAUUUACCAGCUAAUUUAGAGAGAAGACAACACGUGUUAGAACGUAAACGUUUAGAUUAUUGGAAUUUAGUGAAACAAUAUUAUGAUACUGAACGAGAUGAAGGAUUCCAGGAUACAUAUCGUCAAAUACACAUUGACAUUCCAAGAAUGUCACCACUUAUUUCAUUGUUUCAACAAACAACGGUACAAUUAAUCUUUGAAAGAAUACUCUAUAUUUGGGCAAUUCGACAUCCCGCUUCUGGUUAUGUUCAAGGAAUGAAUGAUCUAGUGACACCUUUCUUUCUUGUAUUUUUACAAGAAGCAGUACCUGUAUCAGCAUGGCAGGAUUUAGAAAAUUAUGAUGUUGCAUCAUUAAAAAAAGAACAACGGGAUAUCAUAGAAGCAGAUAGUUUUUGGUGUUUAUCUAAAUUUCUCGAUGGUAUUCAAGAUAAUUAUAUUUUUGCUCAAUUAGGCAUUCAGCACAAAGUAAAUCAGUUGAAAGAACUGAUACAAAGAAUCGAUGCGCCUUUGCAUCAACAUCUACAUCAACAUGGCGUAGAUUAUUUACAGUUUUCCUUUCGAUGGAUGAAUAAUUUAUUAACAAGAGAAAUCCCUCUUCAUUGUACAAUUCGUUUAUGGGAUACUUAUCUAGCGGAAUCCGACCGAUUUGCUUCGUUUCAACUUUACGUAUGUGCCGCGUUUCUUCUUCGUUGGAGACGUCAUCUUUUAUUGCAACCAGAUUUUCAAGGACUGAUGUUAAUGCUACAAAACCUGCCUACACAAAAUUGGACAGAUUCAGAAAUAGGAAUAUUAGUAGCGGAAGCGUACAAAUUAAAAUUCACGUUUGCAGAUGCUCCCAAUCAUUUGCAAGCUCAUGAUACCAGGUGACCAUUUUGCGAUGCGUUUAGAUAACGGUAUUAUAAUCGGGAUCAGAAACAUUGGCACAAAUGAUUUUGUGCUAAAUCGAUACGCCUAUUUUUACCAUCAUCGUUUAUAUCAUACAACUCGGUGGCUCAUAAUUAAUUUAGGUUGUUUUCUAUCUGAUUACAAGUUAUUAAUUUUUAAAUGCUUUAUCCUGUAGUUCAAAGAGAAAGUUCUAUGCUUACGUUAUGUUUUUAAAAAAUCAAAUGGUGUUUAUAAAUUUUAUUAUUAUUAUUAUUAUUAUUAUUAUUAUUAUUAUUAUUAUUAUUAUAUUAUAUUAUAUUAUAUUAUUAUUAUUUUAUUAUUAUUAUUUUAUUAUUAUUACUAUUAUUAUAAAUAUUAUUAUAGCAACUAUUUUUAAAGUAAUCGGAAUUAAGUUUUCCCGCCAUUUCUCAAUUAAUUAAAAAAUAUAUAUGCAAGCUGAAUUAUAAAAAAUGUAACGCGAAUCGAUCAUCACUCAUGAUUCGUAUUACAUUUGAGUAUAAUAUAUUUAGGAUUAUUGUGUACAUCAAUAACAUAAAUAAGCGAAAGGUUUUAUAAACCAGCUACAAUUAUACGAUUGUUAUUUUAUGUAGCGAUUACAAGUUUUCUUCUACUCGUAUAAAUUUUCAAUUUGUGUUCGCUCAACGAUGGAAUUGUGUUUUUAAUUUAAACGAAACGAAAGUAUGCAGAGUGUGGAAAUAUAUACAAUUUACAAUAUACAAAACACGUAUAAAUAGAAUAUAAGCUACAAUGAUAUUAUUUCUAUUUUUGUCAAUUUUCUUUUUUAAAUUUCAAGAUGUUUAUUAAAAGUAAAAGCGAUCAUUCAGAAUUUAGAAUCUCGUAUCAGAGAAGAUCUUGAAAUCUUUGCCAUGUUAUGCAUUGCCAUAAAGAUAAAGACGUAAUUGGAAAGACUAUUAAAUACCUUUAAAAUAUUUGUACGUUUAUUCUUAAUUAUUUUACGGCCAUCUUACGAAGUAACUAAAAAGUGAGAUAUAUUUAUCUUUUAUCGGUGAUCCAAUUGACGUACGAACGAGUAAUUUAACGCACGAUAAUUUAAUGAGUAUAAGUAUAUCAAAAAGACACAUUUGUCGGACAACAUAUAUGUUGGAAAUAACCAAUCGAAAGUUAUAUAAAGAGAAAGAAAAAUAAUGUCCGUUCUAUAAGAUAAGUUAUACUUUUAACCGAUAACCAAUGGAUUAUGAUUAUUUAUUCGAUCAUUAUAUUUUUAUCGAUUAAAUCUAAAAGAAUAAUGUUCUUUCGUUGUCCGAUUAUUAAUUAUUUAAUUGCAAACUUGUACACACCGAAGCGUGUAGCGUCGUUGAUUAAUAAAAAAACGAGACUGUCUUUUUCUUA